Molecule: messenger RNA, 1069 nt
Organism: Actinia tenebrosa (Australian red waratah sea anemone)
Lineage: Eukaryota; Metazoa; Cnidaria; Anthozoa; Actiniaria; Actiniidae
Product: trace amine-associated receptor 9-like
Biological process (GO): G protein-coupled receptor signaling pathway
Cellular component (GO): membrane
Molecular function (GO): G protein-coupled receptor activity
Source: RefSeq, a predicted model, not a curated record
UUAGUCGCUAAAAACGAACAGACUGGCCAAAUGCAUCUCGACUGAUCCGUAUGAAGAGAAUGGCUUCUGAUUAUUGCAAACAUCACUUUAAGAAUUYCAAUAACAGUUAUAAAGAUUUUGCUCCAUAUCUCGCCGUGAUGAACUUGUUGACUUCCUUGUGUGCAAUGUUUCUUAACGCUUUGGUUAUUAUAACUAUAUGGAAAACACCUCCACUACAUACACCAUCACGGCUUCUUCUGUGUAGUCUUGCAUUGACUGAUUUCUGUGUGGGUGCCUUUGUGCAGACUUUCAUCGUGAUGUUCUCGGUGGCAGCCAUCGUUCAUUGGCCAAAUGUCUUGUGUAUAUCCUUAGGAACAUCUUUCAGGAUCGGAUAUUCUCUUGGUGGGAUUUCUUUAGCAACUCUGACAGCCAUUAGUAGUGACAGAUACCUGGCUAUUAAGACCAAAACAGCUUAUCGUACACUAGUCACAAUGAAAAGAAUCACCAUUUUCUUGCUAUUUUGUUGGACKUCUGUUACUUGUGCAAUUAUUCUCUUAUUUGAGGUAUUUUACCAACUUUUGAUGAUCGUCUCCGCAGCGACUGCUGCUUUAUGCUUGGCAAUCAUACUCAUAUUAACCGUUAAAUCUUUCCGUAUCCUGAAGCGUCAAACACUUCAAGUAUCUGCUACUAAUGCUAAUGAUUCAAUCUCAAUUCGAACACCCGAUAUCAACGUGUUCAAGUACAAACGAUCUCUUAUCACGAUGAUGAUGAUUCUGGCAGCAAUUCUAGGUUCGUAUUUACCAUUCACGGUGUUUAGUAUCAUGGAACUUUUCAUGUCGCCAUCCUUUGGCGUUAUGGAUCUUUUGAAGAUUUACUUGAGUUAUUUUUUAGUGGUAUCGAAUUCUACUCUUAACCCAAUUAUCUAUCUGUGGAGAAUGACUGAACUGCGACAAGCUGCCAAGCAUUKGCUUUGCUGUAAUUCAUUCAACUCAGCAAAUUAAACGAUAUUUAUUCGAGAAGGUAGAACUGUAAUAAAUAUGUUUAUGGCUAGUUASUACGAGAAUCUUACAAUCUACUGGGAUUAAAUUGA